AUGGGCCGCCCGCUUGGGGCUCCUGCCUCUUCACCCUCCCGCCACCGCGCCUGCCUCUGUGUCAUUCUGCCCCCCCCCCGCCGCACCCUCUGGGCCGGGACCCCCACCCCCCUCCCGCCCCAACGACCCCUGCAACGGUCUGAGGGAGGGAAGGAGGGCGGGCGGGCGGGGGUCACCGUGGCGCUGCCGCCGGCCCCGCCUCCCCAGGCCUGGGCCCUCGGGCUCUCCGCCCCGCCGGAGCCGGGGGGGCCCAGGGGGCCGGGGGAGGCCGGAGGCCCUCCAGGAGGAGGCGGCGGCGGCGGAGGCGGCCGCGUCGGCCCCUUGUCGUCGUCGUCGUCGUCUCCGGCGGAGAAGGUGAAGAGGCCGAUGAACGCCUUCAUGGUGUGGAGCUCCGGGCAGCGCCGCCAGAUGGCGCUCCUGCACCCCAAGAUGCACAACUCGGAGAUCUCCAAGCGCUUAGGCGCCCAGUGGAAGCAGCUGGGCGAGGCCGAGAAGCGGCCCUUCGUGGAGGAGGCCAAGCGGCUCCGGGCCCGACACCUCCGAGACUACCCCGACUACAAGUACCGGCCCCGCCGCAAGGCGAAGCCCGCCCUCCAGGCCCCCCAGGCCCCCCAGGCCCGCGAAGGCGGAGCAGGAGGACCAGGAGCGGGAGGAUGGGGGGCCGCCUAUCGCGUCGACGGGGCCGGAGGCUUCGGGUACCAACCCCACUACUCGCCGGGAGCUUACGGCUGUCCCCCCUACAACGCAGCCCUGCCUCCGAAGCCGGACGCCCCGCCGCCCUCCGUCCGGGUUCCUCCGUUCCCGGGGGACUUCCUGUCCCCCUACAACGCCGCCUACGUCCCCUCCCAGCCCCCCUACGCCUCCCCUCACCUCAGCGCCACGGCCCCCCUCACUCAUCUCUAACCGGCUCGCGGGGCGGGGGGGGCACCCGUGGACUUGGAAUCCGAACUGGGGACCUCCGCCCGGCCCCCCGCUCUCUCCCCAGGCUGGAAGAUGGAGACGCCUCCCGCCCGGGAGUGGACACUGAGGUCCCGGACGCGGAGACCGGAGUCCCUGAGGAGGGGAGGGGACGGGGUAAGGGGGCCCGUGCCGUUUUUAUAAUGUUUUACAAGGAGAUUAAAAUGUGCUUUUUGU
Messenger RNA from Tachyglossus aculeatus (Australian echidna), 1134 nucleotides. It is a transcript of the gene SOX15, whose product is annotated as SRY-box transcription factor 15. Gene Ontology annotation, biological process: anatomical structure morphogenesis; positive regulation of transcription by RNA polymerase II; negative regulation of transcription by RNA polymerase II. The transcript has 3 exons. The record is from RefSeq and is a predicted model, not a curated record. Bases 1 to 903 code for a protein of 300 amino acids. Lineage: Eukaryota; Metazoa; Chordata; Mammalia; Monotremata; Tachyglossidae. Gene Ontology annotation, molecular function: RNA polymerase II cis-regulatory region sequence-specific DNA binding; DNA-binding transcription factor activity, RNA polymerase II-specific.